GCGGCUGUAGAACCGGUGGACUUGAUGACUGGCAAGAGAAUGCGCCCGGGAUCCUUGGAUCGUUCCGACCAGGAUAUCGACGGGACAGGCCUGCAUUUUGAGCGGCAAGGCAAGGCUCGACUUACUGGUCGGAAGCUAGCCAAUGCGGUCAGGGUUGACUUGUUUACAUCAGUGGCGAAGUUGCUGCGCGAGCUGGUGACUCACCGCCCUGCGGUGGUGGUGGGAAGAGGCCAGGGGGCGGUCGUGGUUUUGGCUGCCUCCAAGCCCUUGAUCGUUGAAGCCGUGCUGCUGGCAAGGGUUUUCCAACGGGACGAAUGCCGAGCGGUGGCAGCGGCCUGGGGAGCCGUUAAACUGGCGGUCGCGGAAGUCCCAAGGCUGAGUAGGGCGAAGCCGGGUUGGACGGUGCUUUGGGAGGCUUGUCCUGAGUUCAAGCUCUCCUCCCCUAUCAAGCCAUGGCCAGUGGAAGCUGUGUUGCCUAAAGGUACUCCGAGCGUAGUGGAACUUAAGUCGGCGUGUGAAGACUUGAAGAUUUCCGUUGCGGAAGCGAUGGGAACUACAGCUUGGGGCCCGUGGCUGGAACGCGAAACGAAGGAAGCCUGGGAGCACAGUGGAGUCUGCGCGUGCGGACGAAGGACCGCGUUGUUCGGCCAAUGUAUGAAGUGCAUCGCUGAAGAUCUGAGUGAAGACCGUGCCUCAAUAACACCCGAAGCGGGAUCAGUUCCUGGCAUCGAGGUGUUGGCCGGUGCUUCGACAGAUGUCUCUCGGACGGAGCUCUUCCGAGGAGAGCUUCGGACUUGGCUUUCGAGCGGUGACCGAAAGAGCUUGUUGAAAGGAAUGGUUCUGGUUGAGGUCCGCUGGAAGCGAGGAGAGAGGCUGUUGGUGGAGAGGCCCGACGGCUGGAGGAACCGGAGCGGCGUGACGGUGUACACCUUGGACGGCAAACUGCCCUUGGAGCUGUGUCACGUAGUGAGUCCGGAGUGGCCGUUGGACCUCACCCAGCGAUGGCGAAGGAAACCUGGAGACCAGUUCUGGGUCCAGCACUGGACGGUCGUGGAAAGGACCCUGCGCGAAAUUGCCCAGUACGCGAGAGAUCGUGGAGGCUUAGACGAAGCCGGCCGCGACUGCAAGGAAGCCUUGGAAAGCUUCUUCGCGUUCGCCGGCCACUAUGCCCGCGGGCUGGUGGUAACUUGGGAGCAAUUGCCCGAGCGUUUCCGAAAAGGACCCGAGAGCAACGUGCUGUGGUUUGAAGAAAGACCAGAAGGUGGUUGGACCUGGACGUUUGAGAAGGUCGGGCCAGGACAUCAACCGAGGGUUGAAGGAAGAAUUUAUCUGGUGCUGGGGGCGGAAUCGCGCGACCCAGACCGACUGUUGUUGGUCCCCGGGUCGCCGCCUAUCCCUUAUAGCUUCCAGAAAGAAGGAGCAGCUCCGAGGGACUCGAGAGGGUAUCCCUCCGAGUCCUCGGACGCGGGAGAAAAGGCAGUUAGGGUGCCGGAGCGUUGGCUGGAAGAUGCGGCCCGAGCGCGAGAAAGGACGCGGGGCGAACUGCAGGACCAGACAGACUUCAAAGUGGGAGUCGACCUCCGAGUGACUUGGGCUGCUGAGCAGAAGAAAGACCAAGCCUUA
Messenger RNA from Symbiodinium necroappetens, 1623 nucleotides. Lineage: Eukaryota; Dinophyceae; Suessiales; Symbiodiniaceae. The record is from the annotation of a GenBank genome assembly.